AUGGGAAAUUCACCCUCUGCUCACAUGGUGCGAGCACUACAAGCACUGUUAAAAGAACGGGAUCUUAAGGUUUCAGAAGAAAAUUUGAGGUCCUUCUUGAAAGAAGUUGAUAGAGUGGCACCAUGGUUUGUUCAUACCGGAUCGCUGACACCACCUUGUUGGGAAAAGCUAGGACGAGAUAUAGACAGGGAGGCUGAGGAAAGGAAACUAAAACCUGGUACUCGGCCACUCUGGAAGUUGGUUAGGGCUUGCUUACAGGACAAGAAGUGUGAGGACUUGGUUAGAGAGGGACAGAGACUGUUGCAGGAGCACCAAGAUAGCAUGUCAGAAACAAAGACCCUUAAGAAAAAGGAAGCGCACUAUAAACGAAAAAUAGAAAAGAAAGAAAAUCAAAAGGAUUCUAAUAAGGAAAGGGAGGGUCCUAAACUGCUCUAUCCCACUAUAUCAGACCUGGAGUUGUUGGAACUAUCCAGUUCAGAGGACGCUUCCCUAUCUGUGGGGGAGGAAAGGGAACUAGAGGAGGCCACUGCGGCUUAUCGGUAUGGCCCUUUAGGGGCUAGACCUAGUGCCCCUCUUGCUCCUCCACCUUAUACGGGAAAAGGGGAGUCCGGUGUAAGCCACUCCUUCUGCCCGCCUGCAGUAUUGAGAAAAAUGAGACAGAUGUUUCCUGUUUUUGAAGAUCAAAACCAAGCCAGAUACUAUGAACCUUUAGGACAUAAAGUAUUAAAAGAUUUAAUGGAGUCAGUCAAAGCUUAUGGAGUCAAUGCUUUCUUUACACAGUCUCAUGUAGAGAGAUUGGCCUAUACAGCUAUGACUCCUUCUGACUGGAUGAGCACAGUGAAGGCAAGCCUGAGCAUGGGGCAAUAUUUAGAUUGGAAGUCCAUAUGGCACGACCUGUGUGCUAGUCAAGCUCAUGCAAAUGCGACAGCUGGACAGCCAGCAUGGAAUUUUGAUAUGCUUACUGGACAAGGACAAUGGGCAAACAAUCAAACAGUAUAUCCCUUACAGGUAUAUGCGCAAAUUAAUAGAUUAGCAGUUCAAGCUUGGAAAAGUCUGCCCAACAGAGGGGAAGUAUCAAGAAAUCUGACAAAAAUUGUGCAAGGCCCCACAGAGCCUUUUUCUGACUUUGUAGCACGAAUGAUGGAAGUGGCUGGGAGAAUUUUUGGUGAUUCCGAGGCAGCUAUGCCUUUGGUAGAACAGUUGGUCUUCGAGCAAUGCACCAAUGAGUGCAGAAAUACUAUAGCUCCUUGGAAAGGGAAAGGAUUACAGGUAUGGAUGAAAGCAUGCAGAGAAAUUGGUGGACCAUUGACUAACACAGGUCUAGCAGCAGCUGUGUUAUCAGCUCAAAAUUUGAGAGAGGUCAGAUGCUAUAACUAUGGACAAAAGGGACAUAUUCAAAAGAAUUGUUCUAAAGGCAGAGGAGUCAAAAUAGUAAGAAAACACCAGACAUGUGUCCAAAGUGUGGUAAAGGCAAGCAUUGGGCAAAUGAGUGCAGGUCAGUCAAGGACAUAA
Mus pahari (shrew mouse) is the source of this 1512-nucleotide messenger RNA. Its product is annotated as igE-binding protein-like. The transcript has a single exon. The record is from RefSeq and is a predicted model, not a curated record. Gene Ontology annotation, molecular function: structural molecule activity. Lineage: Eukaryota; Metazoa; Chordata; Mammalia; Rodentia; Muridae. Gene Ontology annotation, biological process: viral process. The coding region runs from base 1 to 1512 and encodes 503 amino acids.